Castor canadensis (American beaver) is the source of this 1245-nucleotide messenger RNA. It is a transcript of the gene Dbx2, whose product is annotated as developing brain homeobox 2. Gene Ontology annotation, biological process: regulation of transcription by RNA polymerase II. Gene Ontology annotation, molecular function: DNA binding; DNA-binding transcription factor activity, RNA polymerase II-specific. Lineage: Eukaryota; Metazoa; Chordata; Mammalia; Rodentia; Castoridae. The record is from RefSeq and is a predicted model, not a curated record.
AUGGAUGGGUUGGACACACCUUCCGUCCUUCUAGAGAAAACCUGGUCCGCAUCUGCAGAUUCCCCCUGCGCUCCCAGGCAGAGCCUACGCCGCGGUCGUCCAACGCCAUCAAGUAAUACCGUUCCACUCUGCGGCGUCCUCGGUGCCUUCGGGAGGUGGCGGCUAGAGGUCCAGUGCUGGGCGCGAGGGAGAGGCGGGCUCAGCGGCCCCCGGGAGCGCGCUAUGCUCCCCAGCGCCGUGGCGGCCCACUCCGGCGCGUACUGGGACGUGGUGGCUUCCUCGGCGCUUCUCAACCUCCCAGCGGCGCCCGGCUUUGGCAACCUGGGCAAGAGUUUCCUGAUCGAGAACUUGCUGCGGGGCGGGGGCUCCCCAGCGCAUGGGCUGCCACCACCUCCGCUCCAAGGCCCCACGACCGCCCUUGCCCCCGCCGCGGGCGCGCAGCUCCGGCCCUUGCCCGCCAGCCCUGUCCCACUCAAGCUGUGCCCUGCGGCCGAGCAACUCAGCCCGGCCGGGGCGCCCUAUGGCACACGGUGGGCUUUUCAAAUGCUCAGCCCCACGGCUGACGGUGCGAGGCUGCCGGGCCGGGCUCCGGUGGACCGAGACUGUGCCUUCCAGCCAUCAGUCCCAGGGCCUUCCAAACCUUUUCUUCUGAGCACCCCUCCAUUCUACUCCGCGUGCUGCGGUGGGUCCUGUCGGCGCCCUGCUUCCCCCACCACCUUUCCAAGAGAAGAGAGCAUGCUGCCUCUGCUGACCCAGGACUCUAAUUCCAAAGCUCGGAGGGGCAUUUUAAGAAGAGCUGUAUUUUCAGAGGACCAGAGAAAGGCUCUGGAGAAAAUGUUUCAGAAGCAGAAAUACAUCAGCAAAACAGACCGAAAGAAACUUGCCAUCAACUUGGGACUCAAGGAGUCACAGGUGAAAAUUUGGUUUCAGAACAGAAGGAUGAAAUGGCGGAAUUCCAAAGAAAAAGAAGUGCUUUCCAACAGGUGUAUCCAAGAAGUAAGCCUUCCGGACGAGGCUCUCUCCCGAUCUGCUCUGAGUUUCCCUUCUCAAUGUCCUUCAAUAUGGGAAGUCUCCCAACAGCACUCAAGUCCCAGAUGGAGAGAGAAUUCCCCAGAACCUGCAGAAAGACUAACCCAGGAGAGUUCAGGGGCACCACCCCCAGAAGCAAAUUCACUGCAAGAUGCCUUGUAUUUGUGUUCCAAGGAAGAAGCUGCAGACAAGAAUGGACUUCCUGGGGCUGUCUGA